Messenger RNA from Venustampulla echinocandica, 2289 nucleotides. RefSeq lists its product as uncharacterized. Bases 1 to 2289 code for a protein of 762 amino acids. The transcript is spliced from 3 exons. The record is from RefSeq and is a predicted model, not a curated record. NCBI's taxonomy places the organism in Eukaryota, Fungi, Ascomycota, Leotiomycetes, Helotiales, Pleuroascaceae.
AUGUGGCUUAUCAACUGCAGCACGCUUAGGCUUGAAAAAUUUAUCGGGGUAUUUAUCCCAAAGUACGCCAUUCUCUCCCACACAUGGGAGAGCGAGGAGGUCACUUUCCAGGAGCUGGCCCUACCCUCUGCGGUAUAUAAAAAGGGGUAUUUCAAGAUCAGAGAGACCUGCAUUCGAGCACUCAGGCACGGUCUCCAGUACGCAUGGAUUGACACCUGCUGCAUCGACAAAACUAGCAGCACGGAGCUGGCGGAAAGUAUCAACUCCAUGUUUCAGUGGUACCAGAAUGCUGAAAAAUGCUAUGUCUUCCUCUGCGAUCUACGUUCUGGGGUCCCGGCUGAAGAUAGAUUGGCGAUGUGCCGUUGGUUCACUCGAGGAUGGACGCUUCAAGAGCUAAUCGCUCCGAGGGAAGUUCGCUUCUACGAUCAAAGCUGGCAAUACAUAGGGACCAAGAAGGAUUUCUCCGGUAAAAUCUCAUCAGUUACCAGUAUCAACGAGGAUGUCUUGCUGGGGAAUCGUCAGCCAAAAAUCUAUUCGGUAGCGACCAGAAUGUCCUGGGCUGCGCAUCGUGAGACGACACGUACCGAAGAUCUCGCCUAUAGUCUCUUGGGUAUCUUCGACGUGAACAUGCCUUUGAUCUAUGGUGAAGGGGUGAAGGCGUUUCGUCGACUGCAAGACGAAAUUGUUAAGCAUAGCAAUGAUCUGACCAUUUUUGCCUGGGACCAGGGCCACGACCAAGGGGCACCGUGGGGCCUAUUUGCACUAUCACCUGCUGGGUUUGCUGAGAGCAAUGGUAUUCAACCCUUCAGUCGAUUGUCAUUAGAUCCGGUGUUUGCCAUGACGAACAAAGGAUUACGAAUUGAUAACCUCAAGUUCAUCUGGAAGGUACCCGUCAAAAAUGACAACAGCGGAUCCGAGACAACGAGAUAUUUUAUUCCGUUAGGUUCUCGCGGUUCCCGCCGGACAGGAAAUAGUUGGACUGAAAUCGCCAUGCAACUCCGAAAGAUUGGACCGGAUGUCUUCGUGCGAGAUGGAAAGUUACUACUGACGGCCAACCCGAACAGUGGUGAUCGUACUCGGGUAACGUUACUUAACUUCUAUUUACAUGCGACCAUUCUCGAGUCUCAUGUUUUUGAGGGUUCGAGACGGCAUAGCGCAGUUCAUUUUCCCAGGCACGAAAAGUUCAAAAUCCAAGAAGUCAUCCCCGAGAGCCACUGGGACGAUACGAGUCGGCUAUUUUUCGCCCCCCUGGAUGAUGAAACCCUCGUUCUGGCCGCCUCGUGUGCGGUAACUUUGGGGGAUUCGACAGUCCAAGUGGUUGUGUGCAUCUAUUUCGGCACAGAUAUCCCACUUUGCCGGAUCUUCAACGCAGAAGAACACAACCGAUAUUCAUCAUGGCUUUUCCGUCACAAGAGAUUGGGUCACGAUGUGACCUGGGAUGAUGUCGAAGCCGACUUACCAGAGAUUCUCGAUUUUACUGAUAAGGUUGAAGGUUCUGCGGAGGGAAUAGGCUAUAAAAUAUCCGUAGUGCUCAAGAAGGGAGUUGUUACUUCUAUAUCAAACGAUGAGAUCUAUUCUCUUAACUUCGGAUUCGUGACUCACCCGCAAGCGAACCAAAUAUCAGCUCGACGCUCUUCUAAGAAAAGCGUCUGGACUGGAAGUGGAACAUCAGAUAGCAAUGUCACGUGGAAUGGAUUCAGCGGGAGAUCUCUUGGAGGGAGCAAAAAUGAAAACGUGCGUGUUCUGAUGGGUGGUCCUGGAGGAAUGUCGAUUAUCGACGGUAACGUGCUGAUGGGUGGCCCUGGAGGAAUGUCGAUUAUCGACGGAAUGUCGAUUAUCGACGGUAACGUGCGGAUGGGUGGUCCUGGAGGAAUGUCGAUUAUCGACGGUAAUGUGCGGAUGGGUGGCCCUGGUGGAACGUACGAGUGUGACGAGUGUGAUCGGUCAUUUGGCAGCCAGCAGGCCCUCAAUCAACAUCUCAACUCCCCAGCUCACGAUCCGGUGUACGAGUGCGACGAGUGUGAUCGGUCAUUUGGCGGCCAGCAGGCCCUCAAUCAACAUCUCAACUCCCCAGCUCACGAUCCGGUGUACGAGUGCGACGAGUCUCACGAUCCGGUGUACGAGUGCGACGAGUGUGAUCGGUCAUUUGGCAGCCAGCAGGCCCUCAACCAACACUUCAACUCCCCAGCCCACAUCUUCGAAUGUGACGAGUGCGAUCGGUCAUUUGGUAGUCAACAAUCUCUUCAGCAGCAUCUCAACUCCCCUGCUCACAAUUUCAUAAGGCGAUAA